Molecule: messenger RNA, 1954 nt
Organism: Haliotis rubra (blacklip abalone)
Lineage: Eukaryota; Metazoa; Mollusca; Gastropoda; Lepetellida; Haliotidae
Product: transmembrane protein with metallophosphoesterase domain-like
Exons: 5
Coding region: 19-1365 (448 amino acids)
Molecular function (GO): hydrolase activity
Source: RefSeq, a predicted model, not a curated record
GGAUAUCAUAUACACAACAUGGCGAUCUCUUUCGGUACGAAGGUUGCCGCCGCCGUGACGGUUCUGCUUGCCGUCAUUCUGGGCGAGAUGUAUGUCUUGUCUCUCCAUUGGGAAAGAAAGGCAAGACUGUUGAGAUUGCAGUUUGUCAUUUUUAUACAAGCUAUCCUGAUUCUUCUCUCCAGAUUUGUGUGGAAUAACUUCUCGACCGUGUUCGAUAAGCCGACACGGAAGGAAGGACUGAGACAUGUCAAAUACUCUGAUAAAGAUCUUCAUCAGAUGGACGUGAUUCAACCUGAUCUCAAGAAGUGGACAAUAUGGAGGAUUUUUCUUAUAACUUACUUAGUAUUAUGUCAUGUCAGUUUCUUAAUGAACUUUUAUUUCAUAGGUCGAGAACCAUAUGUUAUAGCAUACAGUUGUAAUGCCGCACUGGGGCUAUUGUUACAGAUAGUGACAGGUUUAGUAUUUGUGAAGGUUAUUCUAUUUUGUUUAAGAAACAUUUUAAAAAGCAAUCCAGUCUUUUCAAAACAACGAGAAUUGCAGCUUGUACUUAUUUAUGCUAUUCUUUGUUGGACGUAUGGUCUCUAUAAUGCUGCUACUGCUCCUGUUGUGAAAGAAGUCCCCAUUCCAGUCAAAGGAUUGCCUGCAUCUCUUGAUGGAUUGAGAAUUGUGCAAAUAUCAGACAUUCAUCUAGGACCAACUGUUGGAAGAUGGAGACUUACUCGUAUAGUAAAUAUCAUUAAUGAGUUGGAUGCAGAUGUUGUUGUGAUGACUGGAGAUCUCGUAGAUGGAAGUGUUGCAAGCCUCAGGGAAGCAGUGGAACCUGUUAAGGAUAUUCAGGCCAAGUUUGGGAAAUAUUUUAUAACAGGCAAUCAUGAGUACUAUACAGGUGAUGUAGACAAUUGGUUCUCUCACCUCCGUGGUCUCGGCUUUAUUGUAUUACAUAACAGCAAUGUCAAACUUCCCAGUGAGAAACCCGCCAACCAACAAAUUUGUCUUGCUGGAACAGACGACAUUGAUGCUUUAAGGAUAGGGUAUGGUGAUCAUGGGAUGAAGCUUGAUGAUGCUCUGGGGUCAUGUGAUCCAAGUCAGCCAGUAAUUCUGCUUGCCCAUCAGCCGAAGGCAGCCAAGACUGCUUUGGACUCCAAAUACAGAGUUGAUGUUGUCCUGUCAGGUCACACUCAUGGAGGACAGUUCUUCCCAGUGAUGAUUGGAGCAUAUUUAUUUAAUCCCUUUUUUUACGGAUUGUAUCGCUAUGGCGAAUCUAGUCAUGUCUAUGUGUCGAUGGGUACACAGUAUGGGGGCAUCCCAGUCAGGAUCGGAACAACCAUGGAAGUCACAAACAUAAUACUCAAGCAAGCUCUGUGAUAUUAUACAUGUAUGGGUAGAUGUUUUCAGUUAAUAUUACAUGGAUAAAAUAUUGAGAGUGUGUCGUGUGGGAAAGUUCUGGUGAGAAUUAGGAGUCACAAAUGAAGGUUUAGAUGUUUAAAACAUGGUUAAAAAAAUUUUUUCAAAAUAUUUGGCACAGACUCAUAUUGUUCCAGUGUAGUAAUUCGUUGGUUUGUUGUUUAACGCCACACUCUCAUUGGUUGCCUUUCACGACAAGCAUUGGUUGCUGAAGACCAAUUCUAUCCCGGAUCUUCACGGGUAUCCACUGUAGUAGUGACAGUACAUGUUACAACCAGUAGAGAUUUGACAUGUCACGUAUGCAAUUAUGAUACAAAUGUCAUUACUCAGCAUAUAAUGGAUGACAUUAAUCUCAUAUGCCAUUAUGUGCCUCUUUUGUUUACACAUUCAUAAGACCAUGACAUUAGAUUGUUUCAAUAAUUGACUAAACUUUGUUUUAUUGCAUUUUGUGACUUUGACAUUUUAUUAUACAUUCCAUUACACUGCAAACUAUGUCACCAUGAGAAUAUCUUGUACUUGACAAUUGAUAACAAUAUCAUUAGAAUUUGGU